This is a messenger RNA of Colletotrichum lupini, 2880 nucleotides long. RefSeq lists its product as uncharacterized. NCBI's taxonomy places the organism in Eukaryota, Fungi, Ascomycota, Sordariomycetes, Glomerellales, Glomerellaceae. The coding region runs from base 1 to 2880 and encodes 959 amino acids. The record is from RefSeq and is a predicted model, not a curated record. The transcript is spliced from 2 exons.
AUGAGUCAACCCCAAUAUGGAAGAGAUAUGGAUCGACCGCCAGUUGCAGGAUCCGUCAAGCGGGCGAGAGAGCGGGCUCAAGCCGGAUUCCCGAGGGAACAGUAUUCUCCGCCGAGCGCCACGAGGUUCCCGAUAAUGGAAGAAGAUCCAGACAGCCCCACGGAUGUCUCAGACCGGCGUCAAAUCGUCGAGCCGACACAAUCACGGAUACCGAGACUUCAACUACCGAAUGGCUUGCAAAAUAAAGAUGGCAGCCCCGGGCUUGCCAUCUCCCGACCGACACAAAUUCCACAGUGGCCGCUGCCAGGACCGAUUCCGUCGCCCGUGAACAACUCCGAUGCGGAACCCUAUCGACCUCCUCCGGGCCGUGGACCACCGCCGCAACGACCUCCGCGCCCAAGUAGAGUACCCUCAAUAUUGGACAGUUCCCGGGUCCAGGAUCACACUCCCGUUUUUCAAUAUACCCCACAAAGCGGACGAGAAUCAACGCUGAGCCAAGAUGUCUCAUCCGCACCGCUUACCCCGUCAUCAAGACACACGCAAUCAUCACUUUCUUCAGUCGGAUCGAUUCCAGACUUCCCUUUGCCAUCGACUCUGCCACCCGUCGCCGUGCCACAACCUGCAGUACCACCGAGACGGAGCGUAACUUUGGGUCCUCCGCCGUCCUCCCGUCGAGGCGACUCAUCGUUCUAUUCGAAUGCUUCGUUCGUCUCGCCGAUUCCCGAAGAGAGUCCUCGGUCGAGGUCCCACACCUCUUUCGCUUCCAGCGCUGCUAUGCCCGAGAGCUGGGGCAGUCAAUCCCCAGGUUUCAGCCCAGGGUAUCCAGAUGACUUCUACGAGGACGACGCGUAUUCAACCGAGGACGAAAACAGUCAAAUGAGCCGCGGUACAGGAUCGCCAUAUGGUGAUGCAGGAGACGAGAGCAAACUUGUUCGGAGUGCUAGCUUGGGCAAGAUGUCGAAGCCUUCAAUCGUGAUGAACCGAGCCCCAAGCAACGGAGACCCGAUGCCGCAGGAUGUACUCAAUGAACAAGAGUCGCCGCGGCGGUCGCCAGUCCCUCCUUUCCAGCUUCCCGUCAGUCCUUUUGACGCUGGUACAGCGUACUAUGAGGCUUCCAGCUCCUCAGGAACGGCCCCUACCACAGCAGCCACCGCCACGACCCCAUCCAUCUCGGCCAACGCCAUGCUAGGCGCUUUUGCCGCUGCCAGUGCGACGGAUCCAGCAGAAUUGAGGAAGGUUACGCCGUCCCCCCGACCGUACAACCGCCUUUCGGCCAUUCGACGACCACCCAAACUCGGACUCGACAUGGACUCAGUCAGGCAAAUGGAAUCCAGGGGUAGCAUGACGAGUUUACCGGAUCUUAUCAAACGAGCAACCCGCCUGGCUGCUUUGAUCGAUCGGGGACGCAGACCUGCCAGUAGAUUCGAGAUGGAUGACGGUACGUGGCCGGACGAGAAGGCAUUUGGGCGAGAGGGGGAGCAGCAGAUGUCUGGCGUGUCUUCUGGCGACAAGCACCAGUCGGGCCUGUCUGACAUGCUCGCUGCAUUCCCGCCACCUGCGGCCACGACACCAAACCCCCCCAACCGUGGAAGCUGGUUCAGACGAGCCUCACAAGCCUCGUGGCCACUGGCACCGGGCAGUAGGGGCAGCACGCCUCAGCCUGUGACUAGAGCGAUGGCGGCAAGAGGAUCUCCGCUGGCCAGGCUCGAAUCCAACGACGGCGAGUCUUCGACUAAGCGCCGUAGAAAGUGUUGCGGGCUGCCACUAUGGGCCUUUAUUCUCAUCGUCUUUCUCAUUUUGGGAAUCAUUGCCGCCGCAAUCAUCGUCCCCCUCGAAUUCUUCGUAUUCCGCAAAAAUAGAUCUGCUACUCCUCCAGCAGCGGAGCCGGCCCUGACCCAGUGCCAGAACCAGCUCAAGUGCGAGAACGGCGGAACAAACGUCGUAUCACAAAACGUUUGUUCCUGUAUCUGUAUCAACGGGUUCACUGGGCAGACCUGCACCGUGGCCGGAGCAACAGGCUGCACCACCACCAACCUCUCGGGGAACUCUACCUCGACUAAUUUUAGUAAUGUCACUCUCGGCCAGGCGGUUCCACGACUACUGCAACAAUCACAGACGAACUUUACGGUUCCUCUGGACGGUACCGAUAUUCUUGCGAAGUUCAACACGGAAAGCCUAUCAUGCAUUGCGCAGAACUCGCUCGUGACAUUCGACGGACGUUCCACUCGCACUGGAACUGUCAUUUCAGACACGGAUCUCAACGCCAAGGGCGCAAUUCCUGUUCAGGUCAUCACUAUCCUCCCAGGGCAAGCGGCAACUAUCACGAUUGACAUCAACGCACCGGGAGGUGUGAUCCUACCCUCGCCAGAUAUUGUUGGUGGAUUCACAACACUCACAGGGCCGUUCCGUGUCACAACCAUUCACGCUUCCAGCUCCACCAUGUGGGCUACUAUUCCAAUGGUGCCCUCACCAACACCAACACCUGAGACGACUUCCUCUGUAGCCCCGCCGGCAACUACGAUCCCGCCUACGACGAUACCAACGACAACCACGUCAGAGACCCCUCUGGUCCCCUCAGUACCAGUGUCGUCUGCGCCAGCACCUAGCCCGACCUUCACGGUCACCGAGGAGACAUUGGACUUUGCCCGUGUCUCGAUUCUUCUCAUUCUCGAGAGGCAAACCUUGAUGGCGGCGACAACGGCACAGACAGUUUUGCAGCGUUUCUUCACGACUGCGGACCAGGGCACUCGGCAGCAAAGUGGCGGCGUUACGCCCGCCCAGGCACUGAACGUGACACUUGGCGGAGGCAACUCAGUGGACCUUGUCAAUUUCCUCAUCACCAUCCCGGGAGGCAUUCAGGUUGGCCGCAAGAGCAGCUGA